Messenger RNA from Rotaria sordida, 1019 nucleotides. The record is from the annotation of a GenBank genome assembly. NCBI's taxonomy places the organism in Eukaryota, Metazoa, Rotifera, Eurotatoria, Philodinida, Philodinidae.
AUGGGUGAUACGAAUGGACAAGUGGUAGUUGGUGGCCGUGGCCAAGGAAAUCGAUUGGAUCAAUUAGAUCAUCCAGCCGAUGUGUUGAUCGACAAAGAGACGGAUAGUCUCAUUAUUUGUGAUUAUAUGAAUCGACGAGUCGUACGAUGGUCUCGUCGUAGUGGUACAACUCAAGGAGAAAUCCUUAUCGACAACAUUAAUUGUCACGGAUUGGCCAUAGAUGAUCAGAGAUAUCUAUACAUCUCUGACGCCGACAAAGCUGAAGUAAGACGAUAUCAAGUAGGAGACAAGAAUGGAACUAUUGUGGCUGGUGGCAAUGGCAAAGGUGCUGGUCUCAAUCAACUCAACCAUCCGACCUACAUCUUUGUUGAUCAACAACCGACUGUCUACGUGUCAGAAAAAAACAAUCAUCGUGUAAUGAAAUGGAAUAAAAGUGCAAAAGAAGGAAUUGUCGUCGCUGGAGGUCAAGGCCAAGGGAAUGCUCUGACACAAUUGUCGUAUCCUUACGGACUGUUCGUCGAUACAUUGGGUACCAUCUAUGUGGCAGACCAUAUGAAUCAUCGAGUGAUGCGUUGGCCUAAAGGAGCGAAACAGGGCACUGUCAUUGUGGGUGGAAAUGGUGAAGGAGCAGGAGCAAAUCAACUCAGCCGUCCCGUUGGUUUGUCCUUCGAUCGAUAUGGCAAUCUCUAUGUCGUCGAUUGUGACAAUCAUCGUGUUCAACGCUUUUCAAUCGAAUAGACUCAAAACGAUGGAUUAAUUUUUUUGUGUUCCUUUCCUUUCAAAUAAAUCACGUUGAAUUGAUGAAAUGAAUGUCUAUUCUAUUCGCACGCGCGCGACCAGGAAUCAUCCUGGUGGAGUCGUGGCGAGCGUAACGCUCAUGCACGCACAGGACAGACUCAUAUCAUCCAUAUCCUCCCCGCGAGAGAUAUGUGAAUGAGUCUGAAUAAGCCUGGUCGUGUGCCACAGACCAGAGGGUGUGGGUGUGGAGUGUGGGUGCAGGUGCACGUGUGAGUAUGCGG